UCCGUAGAAAUAGUUUGUUAGGAGCAUUCCAGAAAGUUCUGCGUGUCUUUGCGGUCCUACCCCAGGCCUCUGGUUUAAAAAAAAAAGUGGGGCUCCCAAAUAAGGGGCGGUGUUUCUUGUGACGUAGUCGACUACAGUGAAACCAAAGAUUGUUGAUUACUAAACGGUGAACGUUAGCGCCUCGCUCCGCUUUUUAACUCUCUGGUGAAACUGCUGUGAACGGUGGAGAAGAGCUGUGCUGUUGAACAUAAGAAUCAUUUUGAACGCGGCGUAAAUCCUUCCACGGCUUUUUGUAUAUAUUGCUUUAGCUAGUUAACUUAACUUAUUUGGAAACAAUGGCCGAAAGCGACUGGGAUUCUGUGACUGUCUUGAGGAAGAAAGGCCCGUCGUCAGCGCAGGCGAAAUCAAAGCAGGCCAUAACGGCGGCACAGAGGCGUGGUGAAGAAGUUGAAACCUCAAAGAAAUGGGCUGCGGGUCAGAACAAGCAGCACUUAGUGACCAAGAACACAGCCAAGUUGGACCGGGAGACUGAGGAGCUCCACCACGAAAGGGUUCCACUGGAGAAAAUCAACGAGAAACCUCAGGUCAUCGCGGACUAUGAGUGCGGAAAGGCGAUCCCCAGCAAUCAGGUCAUGAGCAAGAUCGAGAGAGCCAUUGGCCUGAAGCUACGUGGGAAGGAUAUUGGACAACCCCUCGAAGCAAAGCCAAAAAAGAAAUGAAAAUGAAAGCCUCCACUGCUUGACUGUGGCCUUCUAACCCAUCUCCAGUUUGGGUCAAAGUUCAACGUGUGAUGGACAUAUCCUUUAGCAUUAUCUUUGUUUGGGGGCUAAUAAAGUUUGAAACAUUUGGCAAUA
This is a messenger RNA of Alosa alosa (allis shad), 854 nucleotides long. RefSeq names its product endothelial differentiation-related factor 1 homolog. The record is from RefSeq and is a predicted model, not a curated record. Gene Ontology annotation, molecular function: DNA binding. The coding region runs from base 336 to 719 and encodes 127 amino acids. Gene Ontology annotation, cellular component: nucleus. The transcript is spliced from 6 exons. Lineage: Eukaryota; Metazoa; Chordata; Actinopteri; Clupeiformes; Clupeidae.